Molecule: messenger RNA, 1886 nt
Organism: Eriocheir sinensis (Chinese mitten crab)
Lineage: Eukaryota; Metazoa; Arthropoda; Malacostraca; Decapoda; Varunidae
Product: oxidoreductase NAD-binding domain-containing protein 1-like
Exons: 6
Coding region: 178-1152 (324 amino acids)
Cellular component (GO): mitochondrion
Molecular function (GO): oxidoreductase activity
Source: RefSeq, a predicted model, not a curated record
ACGUGUUGUGUGUGUUGGUGUGUGUGUGUUGCGGGGCCUGGAGUGCUGCUAGGGGUGUUGAGAGAGGCCUCCUGACUGUGUGUGUGUGUGUGUUUGUUAGAGAGAGAGAGAGAGAGAGAGAGAGAGAGAGAGAGAGAGAGGUGUUAGUGUGUGUGUGUGUGUGUGUGUGUGUUCACCAUGAGGGUAUUACUGAGGGGUUUCCGGUCGCCCUUCCCUGCUACCUACAAAUUUAUAGCAAGAACCAUGACCACCAAGCCAACACCAGAGUCCCCACCACCACCACUGCCAUCAGACGGGGCACAGGCAGUGUCGGAGGGGCGGGGGGGCAAGCAUCUCAAGAUCACCGCUCAGCAAUCCCGGCAGCCUGUGACUGCCGCAGCAACAGUCACAGCACUGCGCCAGGCCUCCCCGAGUGUGCGCUGCAUCACCCUGACUGUCCAUGACCCUACUGUGACGUUCAAGGCGGGGCAAUGGGUAGAUCUGUUCAUCCCCGGGCAGGAGGUGGUGGGGGGUUUCUCCAUGGCCUCCCCCCCCUCCCAGCUGGCCGGGGAGGGGGUGAUGGUGUUGGGGGUGAAGUACUCCAAGUGGCCCCCCGCGCGAUGGGUCCAUGAAGAGUGUGAGGUGGGGGCCGAGGUGGCAAUACGAGUGGGGGGGGACUUCCACUACCCACCCCCGCCACACUCACCCCCCUCACCCCAACAGCAAGAAGAGGGGGUCAUUGGAGGGGAAGACCUACCCCCCUACCCCCUCCUCUUGGUGGGGGGCGGGGUGGGGGUGAAUCCUCUGGCCUCCAUACUGCUGCAGCUGGGUAGGGGGGAGGGGGCGGGGAGGGGGGUUGAGGGGGUGUUUCUCUACUCCGCAAGAUCAUAUGAAGAGCUUUUGUAUAAGGAGGAGAUGAACGCAGUAGCCGAGAAUAUAAAGAACCUCGAGAUACGAUAUUUUACCACAAGAGAACCUCCGCCUGAUCCAUCCUUAGCCACCUACGGCCGCAUCAGCCCCCAGGCCCUGACACAAGCUGCCCGGGCCCUGACGCACCCCCACCCCCCCCUGUGCUACCUCUGCGGCCCGCCCCCCAUGAUCGAGGACAUCUGUCAGCACCUCGUGGCCGCUGGCGUACCCCGGGGGAGGGUCCUGUACGAGAAGUGGUGGUGAUGAUGGUGAUGGUGGUGGUGAUAAUGAGUUUUUUUUUUUUUUUUUUUUAUUAUGAUUUUUUUUGCUUUGUCUGAUUAUUAUUGUUUUUCUUGUUUUUUUUUUUCUCUUAGUUGUUUAUUUUGUUUAUUUUCUCUAUUAUUUUUGUUUAUUUUAUGCUAUGAUUGUUGUUGUUAAUGUUUUUUUAUGACGAUCAGUGAGUUCUUCUUUUUCGUCUUUCUUCUUCUUUGGUGAUAUUUUUUUUAUUUUGGUGCGUAUUUUUUUGGUUAUUUUGUCUUAUUACUUGUUUUUUGUGGUUGUUAUUGUUUUGGUGAGGAUGGCUUCUUUUUCUUCUUCCUCUUCUUCGUCUUUUUUCUUCUCUAUAUCCUUCUUUUCUUUCAUAUCUUCCACUUUUUUCCGUUUUUCUUCUUCUUCCUCGUGUUUCUCUCUAUUCUCUUCCUCUUUUUUUAUUUGUCCAUCGUUUUCUUCCUAUUCUGAACUGUCAUUUAGUUUUGUCUUUCAUUAUUAGUCUCCAGUUUCCCAUUUUUUUCAUUCUUUUCAAUUAUUUUCUUUUUUUACUUUCUGAUCAUUAUUAUUAUUAUUAUUAUUAUUAUUAUUAUUAUUAUUAUUAUUAUUAUUUUUUGUGUAUUUCACUUAUUUAAACCUAUUUAUUGUAUGGUAAUUCUUGCUGAAACGGGUUAUUUUAAUUCAAUUUGUAAAUACUGUAAUUAUCAUAGAAAUACAACGAGUGAAAUAAA